AAUUAUAUCUAAUAAAUAUUUCUGUGUUAAUAUAUAGAGGUAAUAAAACGCGUUAAUUCUGGUUUGUGCCGGAAAAGCGUCACUCUAUGUCUUUGUUGUUUUCCUGUAAUGGCGGAACGCACGGAGGGAGAGAGCCUUGCUUUCAGCGCUAACGGUAGCACAAUGGCGCAGCAGCCUGCACCCCGAUUCCCCCCGGCUGCUGCACCUCCAGCGUCCGCAGGCAUGCAGAGGAGGCAGCCGCUUCUCAGCACUCCCGCAACGCCGCCUUUCGCCGCCGUGAUGCGCGGACCGCCGCCUCCAGCCAGACCCCCUUUUGGGCGCCUGCCCUUCGAUCCCAGCGUUCCCCCGCCCAUAGCCACUCCUCAUUUACAGAGACCACCAUUCAUACCCCCACCAGUAGGCAACAUGCCUCCCCCUCCUGGGAUUAUCUUCCCCCCUGGAAUCCCACCUACAGCCUCUGCUGCACCUGCUGCACAUACACUGACCACUACAGAAGAGAUCUGGGUAGAAAACAAAAGCCCUGAAGGAAAGGUAUACUACUACAAUGCACGCACACGGGAAUCAGCCUGGACAAAACCGGAGGGUGUAAAGGUAAUCCAGCAGGCUGAACUCACCCCACUAAUGCUGGGACAGGCUGCAGCUGCCGCUGCUGCAGCAGCCACGGCUGCAGGACCAGCCUCUGGAGCCCCCAGCACUUCUCCCGGUCUCCCAGCUGCAGGAUCCAGCAUCGCACCUCCACACACUACCCAGACCUCUUCCACAGCAAUGAGCUCCAACUCCACUCCCAGCACAUCUGCCUCACCUCUCCUGCCCACACCUGGUGCAGCUCCUGAAGGCCCUGAGCUCUCAUCCGCAGUAGCUGCACCGCACAGUGUAGCGGUGACCCCCGUGGCUUCUGUCAAUCCCCCCACAGUAGCAGUCACUGUGACCACGGGUCCACAGCCACUUCCUGUGGGUUUAUCUCACACUGUCCCACAACCUACUGCCCCCAUGCCAGCUUUUCCCCCAGUGAUGGUGCCGCCUUUCAGAGUGCCUCUGCCUGGCCUGCCCAUUCCUCUGCCAGGUGUAGCAAUGAUGCAGAUAGUCAGCUGUCCCUAUAUAAAGACAAUCUCACCCAGCAAGAACGGUAUGCUUCCUGGAAUGGCGCCUCCCCUGAUACCCAUGAUGCCUCCUCAGAUGACAGUAGCUGCAGCGUCUUCCCCGCUUGCCCUCUCUGAAUGGUCAGAGUUUAAAACUGCAGAAGGAAAAUCUUACUACUACAACAAACGAACGCUGGAGACCACCUGGGAGAAGCCGGAGGAGCUCCGAGAGAGAGAAACUGAACUUGAGAAAAUGAAGGACACUGCAGUGGAGAUUGAGGAUGCUGUUUUAAUGGAGAUGGAGGAGGGAAGCCCCAGGAUUGAUCCACCUAAAGAACAGAAGGAGGAAGUGAAGGAGGUGGAGAUGACUGAAGAAGAGAAGGUUGCCAAGAAAGCAAAACCUGUAGCGACCACUCCUAUUCCUGGAACUCCAUGGUGUGUGGUGUGGACCGGUGAUGAACGCGUGUUCUUCUACAACCCCACCACUCGCAUGUCCAUGUGGGAGCGGCCGGAGGAGCUGGUGGGGCGGGCAGAUGUGGACAAGAGCAUCCAGGAACCGCCACACAAGAAAGGCCUAGACAACGGCCCCAAACUGGUAUUUGGCAAGCUAGAACAAGAGCCUGCAGCUACAGAGGACACAUCGGAGGAUGAGCCCAGCAGAGCCAAGAAGAGAAAAGUUGAAGAGCGGAAGGACUCUGAUUCUGAGAAGGAAGCAGCGAUGGAGGCUGAGCUGAGAGCAGCGAGGGAGCGAGCUGUGGUUCCACAGGAGACUCGGAUGAGUCAGUUUAAAGACAUGCUGCUUGAGAGAGGGGUUUCCGCUUUCUCUACCUGGGAGAAGGAGCUGCAUAAGAUUGUAUUUGAUCCCCGGUAUCUGCUAUUAAACCCGAAGGAACGGAAGCAGGUGUUUGAUCAGUAUGUGAAAACUCGUGCUGAGGAGGAGAGGAAGGAGAAGAGGAACAAAAUCAUGCAGGCCAAAGAUGACUUCAGGAAAAUGAUGGAGGAAGCCAGACUUGGAGUCAGAACCACAUUUAGUGAAUUUGCAGCCAAGCAUGCCAGGGAUUCCCGGUUUAAAGCAAUCGACAAGAUGAAGGACAGAGAGGCCAUUUUUAUUGAGUUCAUGACCUCUCUCAGGAAGAAGGAGAAGGAUAACUCUAAGAAUCGGGGCGAGAAGGUGAAGCAGGACUUCUUUGAGCUGCUCUCAGACUAUCACGUUGAUGGCCAACAGCGCUGGAGCAAGGUGAAGGAGAAGAUGGAGACAGAUCCUCGAUACAAAGCAGUGGAGACGUCAGCAGCUCGAGAGGAACUCUUCAAGAGCUUUGUGGAGAAGCUCUCCAAGAACUCAAGUGCAGAAAAAGAGCGAGAAAUGGAGAAGCAGGCGAGGAUCGAGGCCAGCCUGAGGGAGAGAGAGCGGACGGUGCAGCGCUUCCGCUCCGAGCAGACCAAAGAGAUUGACCGGGAACGAGAGCAGCACAAGCGAGAAGAAGCCAUGCAGCAUUUCAAAGCCCUCAUGUCUGAUAUGGUGAGGUCAUCGGACGCCACCUGGUCAGAUACAAGGCGCUCUCUGAGGAAGGACCACCGCUGGGAGACUUCAUCACUGCUGGAGCGAGAGGAGAAAGAGAGGCUCUUUAACGAGCACAUUGAGGCCCUGACCAAAAAGAAGAAGGAGCUCUUCCGGCAGCUUUUAGACGAGGCGUCUAUUGUCACAUUAACAUCAACAUGGAAGGAGGUCAAAAAGAACAUCAAAGAUGAUCCCAGAUGUAUAAAGUUCUCCAGCAGUGAUCGGAAAAGACAGAGGGAGUUUGAAGACUACAUCAAAGACAAACACAUCACGGCUAAAGCAGACUUCAGAACUUUGCUGAAAGAGACCAAGUUCAUCACAUACAAGUCUCGGAGGUUGAUACAGGAGUCUGAGCAACACCUGAUAGACAUAGAGAAGAUCCUACAGAAUGAUAAGCGCUAUCUUAUCCUGGACUGUGUACCAGAUGAAAGACACAAACUCAUCAUGGCGUACGUGGAGGAACUGGAGCGCAGAGGGCCUCCUCCACCUCCCACAGCCUUCGAGCCUACUCGUCGCACCACUAAAUGAUCCGUGCAGUAGAGCACCUGCCAGACCUCUCCAGCAGCUUCUGUCCACCAGUAGCCUUCAGACUACCAUCCAUUCCUCAGGCUCAGUCAGAAAGCAUAUGUUUUGCCAUCCACUUUCAUAACUCUGGUUCUUAUCCUUGUUCUUUUUUUAUUAUUAUUUUAUUAUUCUUAUCACAUCCUUACUAGUUUCCUUACCCUCUGAUGUUCCACCGUAAGCGCAUCUGAUUGUAGGACUUCAGGACAGAAUGACAGAUUGGAAGCAAGCAUGCUAAUGUGCUUUCGUCGUGCCCCGUCUGGCUGCUGGGAACAAAUGUCAAAAGCGGUUAAAGAUAUACGCUAGUGUAACCAUGCCUAUUGGUUCCACGCCCAAACAAGCUCACCUGAUCCCUCUAGCAUGGUGCGAAGUAUGUGUUCUAGCUCUGCAGGGACAGCUGGGUUUGUGCUGUGCCAGAGAGAAAGAAUGCCCAGUUGUGGAGUUGGCAGAGUGACAGUGACCACCUGAACCCCCUCAUCUGCUCCCUCCAUUUCUCUGUAGUUUCUCUUUCUCCAGCUACCUGUGGCUUUAUCCUGGCCCUUCAUCCUGACCCAGCCACCGAUAGUCAUGCUUUCUCUUUGUUUGUAUAGCUUUUGUAUAAAUCAUUCCGUUCUACAAAUUGGGAAGAUCCCCAGUUUUGCUGUCAUCUCUGGUGACUGUGGUCAUCUGACGGGUCGUCCAGCUGCUGGACCCCCGCUGUUCAUCUGUCAUUUUAACUGACAACGGUUCAAAUGUAAGAUAUUUUUUAAACAGUGGAUUAUAAUGUAUGUAUUCAUUACAUCAUUAACCGUAUGUGACGUUGGUCUGCGCAAGCAGUCAUGGUUGACAGUCCGCUCAUAGUAAGGUUUAAUUUAAUUGUUCUGAUGUUUUUUCAAAAGACGACUAAACAUUUUUGGAGUCGCUGUAUUUCUGUACACAUUGACUGAAAUAAAAGCAGCCUACUUUUUUA
This is a messenger RNA of Astyanax mexicanus (Mexican tetra), 4147 nucleotides long. RefSeq names its product transcription elongation regulator 1a (CA150) (gene tcerg1a). Gene Ontology annotation, cellular component: nucleus. The coding region runs from base 109 to 3165 and encodes 1018 amino acids. The record is from RefSeq and is a predicted model, not a curated record. NCBI's taxonomy places the organism in Eukaryota, Metazoa, Chordata, Actinopteri, Characiformes, Acestrorhamphidae. The transcript has 21 exons. Gene Ontology annotation, molecular function: transcription coregulator activity; RNA polymerase binding.